AUGGGUUUAAUGGGUCCCUCUCUUCAAAGUCUCUUUGAGAUGUGCGACAAGUCGUUUUCCUUGCGGCGGCUGCAGUUCAUUCAUUCGAAGGGCAUCCUCCAUCGCGACAUCAAGCCAGACAAUAUUGUUACGGGUGUAAACGGCAAUGAAGUGAAAACCUAUCUCAUUGGUUUUGGGCUAGCAAGAAAUGCAAAGUACACGGAACGAUUCAGAAUUGCGCGGUCACAUGCAUCUUGUCGCUUUGAAAGCUACACUCUGCCGUGGAAAGACCUGUUGUUGGAAGAGGUUAAGAAAAAGAAGUACGACCUUAGUAGCUAUGUCACCUUAACCAAUCUGGUUGACUACUUUGGCUUUUUAUUGGUGCUUAAUUUUGCGAAGAAGCAGGAUUAUGACCUACAUAUCGACUAUGGUACCAGCCAAAGAGCACGAGUUCGAAUCGGCUGUAAGUUUUGA
Molecule: messenger RNA, 453 nt
Organism: Zychaea mexicana
Lineage: Eukaryota; Fungi; Mucoromycota; Mucoromycetes; Mucorales; Lichtheimiaceae
Product: kinase-like domain-containing protein
Exons: 4
Coding region: 1-453 (150 amino acids)
Biological process (GO): signal transduction; peptidyl-serine phosphorylation
Cellular component (GO): nucleus; cytoplasm
Molecular function (GO): protein serine/threonine kinase activity; ATP binding
Source: RefSeq, a predicted model, not a curated record